AUGCAGCUUCAAGCUACUUUACAUUACAAUCAACAGUCCCUGCCUCUGUCAGCACUAGUAGACUCCAACACUGAGGGAAAACCUUUGGAUGAAGACUUAGCUUUCCAGGCCAGAAUUUCUCAUAAGCCAUUGAGUGCCCCUCUGGAAGUCCGGGCACUGGACGGUAGACUACUGGCCCGAGUCAAACACUGCACACCACCCCUGUCUCUCCUUCUCUCCAGAAACCAUCAGGAACAGAAAGACAGCUCACUGCGCCCCUGCAUUGACUACUGGGGCCUGAAUAGUAUCAACAUAAAGAAUAAAUAUCCACUGCCCCUUAUCAACUCUGCUUUCGAGACCCUUCACAGAGCCACAAUUUGCUCCAAGUUGGACCCGCAGAGUGUCUAUCACCUGAUCAGGACAAGGAAGGGAAAUGAAUGGAAAACAGCUUUUAACACCUCUCUUGGUCAUUUUGAAUAUCUGGUCAUGCCAUUUGGUCUCACAAAUGCCCCUGCCAUCUUCCAAGCCCUGGCAAACGAUGUCCAUAGGAUCUUUAUUAACCAUUUCAUUUUCAUUUAUUUGGAUGACAUCCUAAUCUUCUCCCGCAGUCUUCAGGAUCACAUCCACCACGUCCAUCAGGUUCUUCAGCAGCUUUUGGAGAACAAGUUAUACGUUAAGGCAGAGAAGCGUGAGUUCCAUGUCCGUUCUGUCAGUUUCCUGGGGUACAUCAUUGAGAGCGGGCAAGUGAGGGCGGAUCCAGAAAAGAUCUGGGCAGUGACGGAGUGGCCAAAACCCACGACGCUCAAACAACUCCAGCAAUUUCUGGGGUUUGAAAACUUCUACCGUCACUUCAUCAGGGAUUACAGCCGGGUGGCAGUGCCCCUUACUCAACUCAUCUCUCCUGCAACCCCCUUCCACUGGACCCCCAAAGCGGACUCAGCCUUCUUGGACCUAAAGCGGCAUUUCACUUCCGCUCCCAUCCUGGCCCAACCCGGCCCCUCUCAUCAAUUCAUUGUGGAAGUUGACGCCUCUGACUCUGGGGUGGGAGCAGUCCUCUACCAACGCUCCGGCCCAGACCAGAAGCUCUAUCCCUGCGCCUUCUUUUCUUGCCAGCUAUUCCCCUGCCGAACGGGACCAGACGUUGGGAACCAGUGGUUUCUGGCCGUCAAACUCACUUUGGAGGAGUGGAGGCACUGGCUGGAGGGAGCUGAACAUCCAUUCAUCGUCUGGAUGGACCACAAGAACCUUGCUUACAUCCAAACUGCCAAACGCUUAAAUUAUCGCCAAGCCUUAGAUGCGGAGAAAGCAUUUGACAGAGUUGAAUGGCCUUACUUAUUUAAUGUGUUGGAGAAGUUUAAUUUUAGUCCGAUAUUUAUAUCAUGGAUUAAAUUGAUUUAUCAUACUCCAGUAGCCUCAGUGUUUACCAAUAAUCAAAGAUCUCCCUUUUUUCGCCUAUUUCGGGGCACUAGACAGGGAUGUCCUCUUAGUCCAUUACUAUUUAACAUUGCCUUAGAACCUUUGGCAAUUGCCAUCAGACAAUCACAGGAUAUUUUGGGUAUUAAUCGUGGAACAGAUAUUCAUAAGUUAUCUUUGUAUGCAGAUGAUUUAUUACUAUUCAUUUCUAACCCGGAGAAAUCCAUUCCAGCAGUUUUAUCAUUAUUGGCUCAAUUUAGUGAGUUUUCUGGGUAUAAGUUAAAUCUUAAUAAAAGUGAAUUGUUUCCAUUGAAUAAACGGGUCCCAAUUUAUGGAAAUUUACCUUUUAAAUUAGUUAAUGACUUUUUUACUUAUUUAGGGAUCAAAAUCACAAAAAACCAUAAAGAUUUAUUUAGAUUUAAUUUUUUACCCUUAAUUGAUCAGAUUAAAGGUUUGUUUACUAAGUGGUCACCUUUGUCUUUAUCCCUAAUAGGUAGGAUUAAUGCUAUUAAGAUGGUUAUUUUACCUAAGUUUUUAUAUAUUUUUCAAGCGAUACCAAUUUUUAUCCCGAAAUCUUUUUUUACUAAUGUUGACUCUAAAAUUUCUUCAUAUAUAUGGCAGAAUAAAAAUCCCAGGUUAGGUAAAACAUAUUUACAGAAGACAAAAAAGGAAGGCGGGUUAGCAUUACCUAAUUUCAGAUUUUACUAUUGGGCAGUUAAUAUUAGAUAUUUGUUAUGUUGGUUGAAAGAUGGGGGUGGAUCUUUUGGCCCUUGUUGGGUGAGUUUAGAAACUAAAUCGGUAUCAGCUUAUGCUUUGGGUUCUAUUUUAGGGACUUCUCUCCCUUUUGCUCUUUCUAAAUUGCCGAAACGAAUUGACAACCCGAUAGUUGCAUAUAUGGUUUCAAUUUCGGAGAUUUUUUGGGUUGACUCAAUUCGUUUUAAAUAGUCCUAUUGUAUCUAAUUGUUUUUUUCACCCUUCCAUUAUAGAUCAAGCUUAUUCGGCUUGGAAAACUAAGGGAUUACUAAGAUUUUCUGAUUUAUUUUUACAUGUCUUUUGAGCAAUUAUCCAACAAAUUUAACUUGCCGAGAUUUCAUUUUUUUAGAUAUUUACAGAUUAGACAUUUUUUAAGUUCUGUACUCUCUACGUUUCCAAAUUUUGUGCCUUCAGAUACUUUGGAGAGUUUAUUUGAAUUAGACCCUUUUCAAAAAGGGCUUAUUUCAAAACUUUAUAAUAUAAUUAUGAAGAUACGUUCAGAGCCUCUUUAUAAGACUAAACAGGAUUGGGAAAGAGAGCUUAGUUUUAGUAUUUCUAGUGAGAAUUGGGAUAGAAUUCUUCAAUUAGUUAAUACAUCAUCGUUAUGUGCCAAACAUUCACUAAUACAAUUUAAGGUCGUACAUAGGGCCCAUAUGUCCAAGGAUAAAUUAGCUCAUUUUUACUCUCAUAUAAGUCCUAUUUGUGAUAGAUGUCAUUCUGAAAUUGCGUCUUUAACUCAUAUGUUUUGGUCGUGUUCAUUUUUGGAGAAAUAUUGGAAAGAUAUUUUUGAUAUUAUUUCUGCGGUUUUGAAUAUCGAUUUACAACCUCAUCCUAUUACUGCAAUUUUUGGUUUACCAAUGUUAGACUCACUGCAUUUAUCUUCUUCAGCCCGUCGAAUGAUUGCAUUUCUAACUCUGAUGGCUAGAAGAUCUAUAUUCUUGAAUUGGAAAGAAAUUGAUCCUCCCACUGUAUUUAAUUGGUUCUCUCAAACUAUGUUAUGUUUAAAUUUAGAAAAAAUUAGAAGUGGUACUUUUGAGACUUCUAUUAAAUUUGAAAAGUUAUGGAGACCAUUUAUUCAACAUUUUCAUAUGAUGUAAUAUGACCCUGUGCCAUUUGAUUUCCCAGCUUUUAGCUUAUGUAUUUUGAGAGGACCGGAAGUGACGGCAUUGAUGAAUACUUAUUUUUGUGAGAUAUUAUAAACAGCCCGCUUUUUUUUUUCCUUCUCUUUUUUUUUGUUUCUUUUUUCUUUUAUAUUACUUAUUAGUUAUAGUUAUUAGAUUAGAUUAGCUAGUUCUGCAUUAUAUAAAUUUUUUUUUGUUUUUUUUUUCUUUUUUCUGUUUUCUUUAUAUUAUACUAUGAAAUAUUUAGAUUUACUAUGUCCAUACAUAUAUCUUAUGGCUUAUGUCUUGGUAAACUCAUUUAUAUUGUAACUAUUAUGUAUGGUUUUUUUCAUAUGUAAUGGAAUGUGUAUGUUGGUAAU
Messenger RNA from Hypanus sabinus (Atlantic stingray), 3625 nucleotides. RefSeq lists its product as uncharacterized. The coding region runs from base 1 to 2337 and encodes 778 amino acids. The transcript has 2 exons. The record is from RefSeq and is a predicted model, not a curated record. NCBI's taxonomy places the organism in Eukaryota, Metazoa, Chordata, Chondrichthyes, Myliobatiformes, Dasyatidae.